CCGUUUAUUUGCUCCGCGGCGGAGGUGGGAGCGUGGUGGUGGUACCGGUAUCAUGUACGGCUUCGUCAAUCACGCCCUGGAGYUGCUCGUCAUCCGCAACUACGGCCCCGCCGUCUGGGAGGACAUCAAAAAGGAAGCUCAGCUGGAUGAAGAAGGACAAUUUCUUGUCAGAAUAAUUUAUGAUGAUUCCAAAACCUAUGAUUUGGUUGCAGCUGCUAGCAAGGUCCUUAAUCUAAAUGCUGGGGAAAUCCUUCAGAUGUUUGGGAAGAUGUUUUUUGUGUUUUGUCAAGAAUCUGGUUAUGAUACAAUUCUACGUGUGUUGGGCUCAAACGUCAGAGAGUUUUUGCAGAACUUGGAUGCUCUGCAUGACCACCUUGCUACCAUUUACCCAGGUAUGCGAGCCCCUUCCUUUAGGUGCACUGAUGCAGAGAAGGGGAAAGGACUUAUUCUGCACUACUAUUCAGAAAGAGAAGGUCUUCAGGAUAUUGUCAUUGGAAUCAUCAAAACGGUAGCUCAACAGAUCCACGGUACAGAAAUAGAUAUGAAGGUUAUUCAACAGAGAAAUGAGGAGUGUGACCACAUUCAAUUUUUAAUUGAAGAGAAAGAGUCUAAAGAGGAGGACUACUACGAAGACCUCGACAGAUUUGAAGAAAAUGGCACCCAAGAAUCUCGCAUCAGUCCCUAUACUUUCUGCAAGGCGUUUCCUUUCCACAUAAUAUUUGACAGAGAUCUGGUGGUCACCCAGUGUGGUAACGCUAUAUACAGAGUCCUUCCACAGCUGCAGCCAGGGAAUUGCAGUCUGUUGUCAGUUUUCUCCUUGGUUCGGCCUCAUAUUGAUAUUAGCUUCCAUGGGAUCCUCUCACAUAUCAACACUGUCUUUGUACUGAGGACCAAGGAAGGGCUCUUGGAUGUAGAAAAGCUAGAGUGUGAAGAUGAACUGACUGGCACAGAAAUCAGCUGCUUACGCCUGAAGGGUCAAAUGAUCUACUUGCCAGAAGCAGACUCCAUUCUUUUCCUUUGUUCACCAAGUGUGAUGAACUUGGAUGAUUUAACCAGAAGAGGUUUAUACCUGAGUGAUAUUCCAUUGCAUGAUGCUACCCGGGAUCUGGUGCUUUUGGGAGAACAGUUCAGAGAGGAAUAUAAACUGACUCAAGAACUUGAGAUCCUCACUGACAGGCUGCAGCACACAUUACGGGCCCUGGAAGAUGAGAAGAAAAAGACAGACACAUUACUGUACUCUGUCCUACCACCAUCAGUGGCAAAUGAGCUGAGGCACAAGCGCCCGGUUCCAGCUAAGCGCUACGACAACGUGACCAUUCUCUUCAGUGGCAUCGUUGGCUUCAACACCUUCUGCAGUAAGCACGCCUCUGGGGAGGGAGCAAUGAAGAUUGUCAACCUUCUCAAUGAUCUUUACACGAGAUUUGAUAUUCUCACCGAUUCGCGAAGGAAUCCCUUUGUUUAUAAGGUGGAAACCGUUGGUGACAAGUAUAUGACAGUGAGUGGCCUGCCAGAGCCUUGCGUUCAUCAUGCACGAUCUAUCUGCCACCUGGCAUUGGAUAUGAUGGAAAUAGCAGGCCAAGUUCAAGUAGAUGGUGAACCUGUACAGAUAACAAUAGGAAUCCACACUGGUGAGGUAGUCACGGGUGUCAUAGGCCAAAGGAUGCCACGUUACUGUCUCUUUGGAAAUACUGUCAAUCUAACAAGCAGAACAGAAACUACUGGAGAAAAGGGGAAGAUCAAUGUCUCUGAGUACACUUACAGGUGCCUUAUGACUCCGGAAAAUUCAGAUCCUCAGUUCCACCUGGAGUACAGGGGUCCAGUUUCUAUGAAGGGUAAAAAAGAACCAAUGCAGGUUUGGUUUCUGUCCAGAAAGAGUACAGAGACAGAGGAAGCAAAGCCAGAUGCUUUCUGAGCUGAGGGAAGAGGAAGAGGACGCUGCAUGGGGGGCAUCACUGCCUCCAAGGAGCGGGUCAGGCACCAAGGUUCUUGUGGGUGUUACUUGGUACUUCACUGCAUAUCUCCCAUUGCCACGUGCAAUAUCACUGUCUUGUGUCCCAGUCUUGAAAUCAUCUUCACCAUUUUCUUCUAGGGUCUCAUGCUGAUUUUGUCUUUUAUUUUUUGACUUUGAUCUUUUUUUCUUGCCUUAGUGUGUUGUGCUGUUCUAUCUCUGCGGUGAGCAUGUAUCUUGGGCUUAUAUUUUAUAUGUAUCCGUGUGCGUCAGUCAUGCAGCCCUUCUCACCACUAGCUAAUACCAAAUACCAUUUUGUAAUACACUUGCCAUUUCUAUCUGGUGCCUCACAGCCAUGCUCUUCAUCUUCGUUUCUGCAGUGUAAGAGUUGUGUGAAUCAGUGACACUUUGGAAAGCCAGACAUUUCAAUUGUUGGGAAGAAUGAUGAACCUAAAAAAAUGUAAAAUUAACAAUAACACAUAAAUCAUCGUAAUGAUAACUAUUGUAUAAAUGUUGUCAUUCAGAUUUAGUUCUGCUAUCAUCAUGCUUUACAUUCAUCCUGUGAGUAACACUUGAUGCACUGUCUGCAUUUUCCCUUUCUAGACACUAUAUAUGCAUUUUCUAUACUAAAAGGAGGCAGUUUUUUGUCUGAUAUUACCAUUUGAAGCAUGUGCCAAUGUAUUUUUACUGCAAUGCUGUUCACUUACAAUGUGUGUGUCAUGGAUUUAUAUUAAGUAAAUUAAGUAGCCUUGUUAUCAGUAGAUUGCUGGACAGUUUUAGACUACCUAUAAUGCUCAGAUUCUUUCCUGAUAGUGCCCCCUGAAUUGAAAGGCACCCACUGGGAGAGGCUCAUCAGGAUUGCCUUUUUGUUUUGYUCCCCCUAAUUUUCAGAAAGGAUCUUAUUUCAUUCCUUGGAAGGAUCUGGUAAUAUUCUAGACAUAACCCAUA
Molecule: messenger RNA, 2896 nt
Organism: Nothoprocta perdicaria
Lineage: Eukaryota; Metazoa; Chordata; Aves; Tinamiformes; Tinamidae
Gene: GUCY1B1
Product: guanylate cyclase 1 soluble subunit beta 1
Exons: 14
Coding region: 53-1912 (619 amino acids)
Biological process (GO): response to oxygen levels; cGMP biosynthetic process
Cellular component (GO): guanylate cyclase complex, soluble
Molecular function (GO): heme binding; guanylate cyclase activity
Source: RefSeq, a predicted model, not a curated record